AUGGGCUGGACCAGUGAAACUGAUAUAAGGAAACUCUAUUUUCUAGCAAAGGCGCUAGUGGCCGAGCUCAAGAAUAAGCUGCACAAGGCUAAAAGCGUCAUGACUGUGAAAAACACUGUCUCACCCCUGCCAAGGCCUGCCACGCAGAAGGACGAGAUCCAAAAUUAUCCCGAUGCUGUGGAACAGGCCAAGAAAACUCAUGGGAUGGAGGAUGCGGAGGAUGCAGAAGAUGCAGAGGAAGCGCCGUCUCCAAGGCAGGACUAUGGUUGGACUUACAAAAAGCACAAGCAGGGGGACAGCCCAUAUCUGAAUAAAAGUAAUCAGCUUUUCUACAAGACAUUUGGCAAUGUGAAUCCAGAGGAAGAGCCCACACCAAUAGAAAGUAAAGCAGAGCAGAGACUAAAGACAAAACAGCAUUUUUUCUAUAACCUGUUGGUUAACAACAGCCCCCCCGCUGCAAGCAGCAUGCUAGAGGACACGGCUGAAGAAGAGGGUUCCUCUCUAGGUGGCCAUUUACCAGCCGUCCCUCAAACCGCAGAAACACACUGGAAGCAACAACAGGAAGGAUCCAGUUUCCCCAAUAAACCAGGUAGCUCCGACAGCCCAGACGGCGCGCCGGUUCAAGGAGACCUCUUUGAAACCAAGGUCAAUCGUCACCUACGCUUGCUCGUCCCAGACGAAGCCCUGCGGACAUUCAUCGCCCACGUGGCGCGAGCCCUGAGGGUGGACUGCAGCCUGCCUGAACUCCAGGUGGCUUGUGCAAAGAUGGUCUCGAAGACGGGGCUGCUCAUAAAGCUGCUCAGCGAGAGGCAAGAUGACCAAGGAGCCUCUGCUCUCGCGGGACAGUGUCUCCAAGAAGGGAACGUUUCUGAUGCCCCGGCCAGGGAGGCGGGCAGGAAACCCGCAGGGAAGUGGAAACCAGAGUACACCUCCGGCGGCAGGCUCCUGUUAGCGAUAUCAGUGUCUGUCAUCAUCAUGAUUAAUCUCACGGUGAUUUGUCUCGUCGAGGUUUGCUCCCAAAAACCUGCAGCCGCUUCCCAACCCCAAAGCACCGGUAAAUCACGCCCGAGAUGGUUCUUUCAAAAACUGUUGGCACGGGGACGGAGCAAGAACAAGUACGAUGUUAAAGAGCAGGGCUCGCGUCUAUCGGAUCUGAGCAAAACCAAACCGCAGUGGCUUAGAGACCUGUACCAGCCCCUCGAUUCCCAGCAUAAAAAAUCCAUGGCCGAGCUGUACGAUGAAGAGACCUCGGACGAGGAGGAGAUUUUCAACAAGUCCCAGCUGAAGUAA
This is a messenger RNA of Pygoscelis adeliae (Adelie penguin), 1290 nucleotides long. It is a transcript of the gene LRRC37A3, whose product is annotated as leucine rich repeat containing 37, member A3. The transcript has 6 exons. The coding region runs from base 1 to 1290 and encodes 429 amino acids. The record is from RefSeq and is a predicted model, not a curated record. NCBI's taxonomy places the organism in Eukaryota, Metazoa, Chordata, Aves, Sphenisciformes, Spheniscidae.